UGUGAAACAUGUACACAGAAGUACUUUGGAAAAGUCCCUUUAACAGGAAAUUCCGAUACACUUGACACAGCCAAGUGGAAUAUCGCUGAUGGUAAAAAUAGCUUUCGAUCAUGAUUCAUACAAGCUGGUAGUUAAUAAAAAAUACUUGUGGUUUAACAGUCAUGCAGUAAGAUAAUGAGGUAUUAUUAAAGGUUCUAAAACAUGUGUUUUAUGUGGAUUAAGACAUGUAAGAAGUGAGUCUAUCAACUGAAGACCAGAACAAGGAAGUUUACCAGUUCAGAAAAACAAGAAAUGUACAAAGUGAUAACAUCUCUAGAACAUACUCUUAUCUACUUAAUCAAUGUGGGGGAGUCCAGGUGAUCUGGAUCAAAUCUGCAUCAUACAAAUGCUUGCUUUCUUUAAUGAAAUGUACCAACAUGUACUUAACCCAGUGUUUGAAUAGCAGAAGAAAAUAAGUGUGGGAAAUAAAUACUGGGAAAUAAAUACAGAGUGUAAAAAAGGAAUUAUGUUGAUUCAAAGAAUGCAUUUUUUAAGUGGAUAUCACUUGUGUUUGCCACUGAAGAAAAUAGGGAGAGUGUGAACAAGUUUCAAGUGGAAGGAUAUAUUCAGUGAAUUACGAAAUAGUUAGUUAUUGUUCAUACAUAUUAUAACACGCACAACAUAUCAGAAUUCUUUCUUGAUUUAGAUACAACAUGUCCAAAAGAUGGAUAUAAUGAGGUACGUAAGUAGUAUUACUAAAUUAUUUUUGAAGAUAACUGUACUUGUGUGUGUUUUGGCACAAACUGUGAAUUUGUUGCCCAUUGUGCCAGAUUCCGUCCAGAAUCCCAUGCUUCAAAGUCUUCCUAACCCUAAAUUUAGUCCAGUUUCAUCCAAGUCCGGAAAACACGUGCAAUAUUCCCUUGCUGAUAAACCCUCAGGAAAAACAUGGCUUGCCAAUCAUAACGGUGCUCAACAAUUACCUUCAAGACCACAAAGUGCCAAUCACAUCGACUCUAAGUCAAGCAAUGAGUCACCUGACUACGCAAAUGAAAAUGUUGUAAAUUCCACAAAAAUACAUUCUUUCCGGAUUUUCAAGUCGUACCAGAUUGGGAAACAUUCCAAGAAUUCUAAGAGCGGAGGAUCAAAGACAAAAACUGCUCAAAUUCCACGCAGAAAUUCUCAAGAUUUGCAAUAUGAAUCAGACACUUCAGCUCAGAACUCUCUAGAAAAUGUAGAUACAAGUGUAAAUGUGAAAUUCAAAACAAUAAAUGACAAAGAUGAAACAAAGCAUGAUAUGAGAAUAGCAAACACUGAAAGUUUACAACUUGCUGUGAGGAAUGAUGAAAAUGGAGUAGGAGGUCAAGCGGAGGUUUCCGAGACAAUGUUGGCUGUAGGUACAUCCCUUGUGGCUUUAUUCAGCCUCGGCAUUAUUAUCGGAAUAUUUAGUUGUUGCUGUAAGAAGAAGCCGCAGAAUGAAGAAGAAGAAAAACUGGAUGAGCUUGAUAAGGAGGAUUCUAAGGAAGCAGAAGAUAAAGGGUUAAAGGUUAACACUGAGAGGUCACUAGCUGACAACAAGAACCCAUCACAACUAUUCAAUCCAAGCGAUAUACCUCCUGGAGAGAAGGACCUGGAUGAUGCUAUCUCGUUCAAGGACAAGAUUAAAGCUUUAGACAACAAGCUUAUCAUUCAACCAUCACCAGACAAGCGCAAGUCCCAACUCACAGUCGACCAGCCAGGCAGCAGGCUUUCUCAGCAUUCACCAGAUACCGCCAACAAAAGAAAGUCACAGAACGAUGUCAACAUGGUCAACAGUAUUACAGGACUGCCAAAACAGCCAAAGAUUGUGGUAUCAGAAGAGGAAGAUGUUAAGACAAAAGACAGAGACACAUCACGAAGUGCUGGUGACAAUGUAAGCAAGAGUGAUACACAAGAUGACAUCUCUGACAAGAUAUUUGAUAAUCUGUCAAUGCACAGUUCCACCUCUCAACCAUUUAAUCCGGAUGUUGUUAUUGCUGAUAGUGAUGACGAGGAUGAAUUUGCAGAGAUUCAGAGAGGAACAGUCAUUCUUAAAUCUUUUCAGCGAGCAAAACCACCUAGAAACCGAAGUCCAGCAACCAGAACCUCAAAGGGAAAAAUACGGAAACCCAGACCUAAUGCAGCCAGGAAGCAGGGGGACAAACAAGAUGACAGGGAACCAACUUCUACCCCAUCUAGUGCAUCAGUUCCAUUUUCCAUGGCAACUAGUGACAGUAAAACUAACAGUCUUGAGAAAUCUGAAACUAAAGUCCAAAACAACACGAGCAAAAAUAAUAGCUUAGAAAAGUUGAAUGAAAGAAAGAAAAGUAUAGAAAACAAUGUAGAAAGCCCAAUGACUAAGUCAAGUAAUUUUAGUGAUUUUGAUUCAAUUAUGAGUCAAAGUAUAACAAGUAUAGGCAGUGAUAUUGUUACACCAAUGAAACGUGAAACAGGCAAAAAUGGGAAAUAUGCAAAACGAAAAGACUCUCCAAAGAGAGAGAGAAAAGAAUCUCCUGUAAGAGUAAUGAAGAGUAAAGAAAGGGAGAUAACUGAAAAGGAAAAAAGGAAUGAAUCACCUAACAGGUUCAAGAAAAGUAAAGAUUCGCCUGUAGAGAAACGUAAGAAUAAAAGAAAGGAUGAUGACAGACUACAGAAUAGAUUAUCAACUGAUAUCAGUGAAGAUAAGGCUGUUACAAACUCUAAUGCAGAGAACAGAUUAUCUGGAAUUCCCGCCAAUGCUAGUAACAAUAUAUUCUAUUUGAUUGAUCCCACUGUUAAGGACAAAUGUAAAUCUGUUGGAGAUGUAACAGGGGAUAAAAGGAAAUCUGGAGAUUAUAGCAGGCAUGCUCAAAAGGCUGCAAAGCAUAAAACAGAUGACAAUCAAUCUAAACAGAAUGACGAUUCAUUGAGUGCUGUGAAAAGGGAGAGAACUCUGUCAGAUCCUAAUAGAAAAUCUGCAGAACUGAAAACAAACACACGUUGAAGCCACAUUUCUAGUCUGAAGUUCCCUUCUAUUGAAGUUAACCAGUGUUACUACAUUGCUACAAGAUGUUUCUUCUAUAUGCAGAUGACAUAAUUUUCUGUUUUUAAUUCAUUAUAUAUAACAAUAAAUCUGACCUUGAACUCUAUUAUUUAAGUUAACAGGAUUUUUUUUUCAAGUCUUUAAGAGAAAAGUUAUAUAGAAUACAAAAUCUUCUCACUGUUGAAGCAUAGAUCUAAUAUAUUUUUAAAACAAUUACGGUAUGGAGACAUUACCUUUCGGUAACAGAAAAAGAAGACUGAAAUUAAACAUAUCAGCAGAAUAUUAUCACUACUGUAGAUUGAGUCACUUCUGUGACAUAUAUAUUUGAGCCGUGCCAUGAGAAAACCAACAUUGUGGGUUUGCGACCAGCAUGGAUCCAGACCAGCCUGCGCAUCCGUGCAGUCUGGUCAGGCUCCAUGCUGUUCACUUUUAAAGCCUAUUGGAAUUGGAGAAACUGUUAGCGAACAGCAUGGAUCCUGACCAGACUGCGCGGAUGCGCAGGCUGGUCUGGAUCCAUGCUGGUCGCAAACCCACUAUGUUGGUUUUCUCAUGGCACGGCUCAUUUAACUACUUAACAGUCAGCAUCUUUAUUUCCACUGUUGAAAGUUCACAACUCUUUACUUUCAUGUUUAUCUCUGCUUUGAAUUCAGGAGUAUGCUGAUGGCAGUGAAUAUAAAGUUAUCAUGAACAGAACCCAGUUUUCUGUAUAUGCACUGAAUCUCAAAUGUUGAGAUGUACCAGCACACUGUACUGACGUGCUGCGUUUUUAUGGAAUCACCACUGCUUUAUAUGUUUGGCAAUUUAUUAAAGUUUAAGUUGUUUGAAAAUAAGAAAAAAAACUAAGCCACAUAUGAAUAUUUGUGAAGAAUCAAAAGGGAAGUACGAAAAAAAAUACUAGAACUGAGUAAAUCUUCUAUGACAUUUUUGAAAUGACGAACAAACUAUAAUUACUAGGGGCUUUUACAAAUACUUAAUAUUUUUUAACUCUGUUUAGUAUAAAUUGAUAUAUUCCUUUUUUUCACCUGAACUGCCAACAGAAAGGCUUAUAGCAUGCUUGUUAAUCAACCACUGCCACGCAUACAAUUUAUCAAUCUUCAGACCCAUUGUAAAUUCCAUCUACCCUAUAUGCUAGUCUGGCAAGUGCUUAACAUCUAGUAUCAACGGACAAUUUUGUUUCACCAGAAACAUUUAUAACCAUGUUUUAACAGACACUUUUUCAAUAUUUCAUCUGGACCAGGUAAUUUUGCUUAAAAAGUGAACAGAAAUGCCUUUUUUAAACAACACUUUCUUUAAUGUGACAUUUAUACAGUAGAAGAUGUUGAAUUAUUAUGUAUCAAUUUAUGUUAACUGCAUCAUAUCAUGUGUAUACACACAGUUUGCCCUCAUGGCAUAAUGCAUAGACAGGACUGUAAUAUGUUAGACAUAUACUUGAUUUUCAAACCAAUAUUUUAGCUUAUGCAUAUAUUUCUUCCACAGUAGUUUAUUUUCAUUAUUCAAUUAACAACUAAAUAAUAAAGGCAAAUUAUUAUGUGCCUUUUAAAAUUCAAGUCAGGCCUGAUUAUAUUUUACUUCAUAUUGUGUACUAGGUUCGGUCAGGCAGUUUUUUAAUUAUGUGCUUUUUGUAUAACAUUGUAUUUUUAUACAGUGAAAUAAAAGGUUAUAAAUUA
Molecule: messenger RNA, 4683 nt
Organism: Mercenaria mercenaria
Lineage: Eukaryota; Metazoa; Mollusca; Bivalvia; Venerida; Veneridae
Product: pre-mRNA-splicing factor CWC22 homolog
Exons: 9
Coding region: 704-2977 (757 amino acids)
Source: RefSeq, a predicted model, not a curated record